GUCAAAACCCUGCUUGAUUUGAUUUGAUCUCUCCCCUUCUCCUCCUUGCCGUCUCCCAUCUCCAUCAGGGAAACCAACACUUCCCGACUCAACCUAACUCACUGCUGCUGCUGCCACCACCACCGCACCACCUCGAGCUGCGGCCAUUAAUGCGCUCCCUCCGCCCCUUGCCAUGUCCAGGACCUGCCGCGGUCUGAUUUGAUCCGGCUGCGCGGCCACUUUGCUGCUCCCCGACUGUUUCAGAACCAGCAGCCGACGCGACAAGGAAGGAUGGAGGGGAGGGCGCGGCGGCGGGGCACCGGCACCGGCACCGGCACCGGCACCAGCGCGAGCCCUGGCCGCAACAAGGUCUGGGUCGAGCCGCCGGGCAAGAGCCAGCACCACCCUCCGCGCCGCUCGCCUCCGCCGCCCCCUCCCGCGGCCGCGGGGAAGAGGGUGGCGGUCGUCUACUACCUCUGCCGCAGCCGCCACCUGGAGCAUCCCCACUUCAUCGAGGUGCCGCUCGCCUCGCCGGAGGCCGGCCUCUACCUGCGAGAUGUGAUUAACCGCCUUAACGUGCUGCGAGGGAAGGGCAUGGCGGCCAUGUACUCCUGGUCCUGCAAGAGGAGCUACAAAAACGGCUUCGUGUGGCACGACAUCUCCGAGGACGAUCUGGUGCUCCCUGCACAAGGCAACGAGUACAUCCUCAAGGGCUCCGAGCUCCUGGACCGAUCGCCGCCUGAUCGGCAGCAGAAUGGCCUUAGCAACACCAAGGCCGAGAGUCCCAAGCACCCUCAACAAGAGUCUCCUCAGUCGCGAGGAUCACAAGAAGGGUGCUCGUCAUCGUCAUCCCCAUCCCCAUCUGCUGUUAUCAAAGAGGCCUCACCUCCAACUCCUACCCAGCAACCACAACAGCUGGCGCACUCCACAUUUGUGCCAUCAUCAUCUGCUUCCACCAAUCGCGAGGACGAGCAAUGCAGGACUACACAUUCUGGCUCAUCGGGGAACCUGUCCCCUGAACCAGUAGGAACUAAUGUUCCAUUAUCAGAGGCAAGCUCCCCUGGACCUUCCGAGUACAGAGUUUGCAAACCCAUCGGAGCACAGGAUGCGUCCACACAAACUGAUGACAGUGAGAGGGAUGUUCCUUCUAAACGUACUUGCGCUGCAGGAAUCCGUACAGAGGAUUGUACAUCAGAUGCUGAAAUUCAAGAGUGUCAUGAAAGAAGCACGCAAGCAUCGCCAAAGGUCCCUCUACUUGUUCGAGAAUCACCACAGGUGUGUUCAUCUGAUGCUUCUCCCGGUGGCAGAGUUGAGACAUUGGAGUCCCUGAUAAGGGCAGAGGCCAGUAGGAGGAGUAGCUAUAAUAAGGUACUAGAGGAAGAACAUCUCUAUGGCCCAAUGGGUGUGAAGCUGAAGCCAGCCAAUUUGCUCAUGCAGCUCAUCACCUGUGGGUCCAUCUCUGUGAAAGAUCACCGUGGCUUUGGCCUCAUCCCAACAUACAGACCACGGUUUACUCAAGUUGAAUUCCCUUCUCCAAUGUUCUCUACUCCUAUGGCAUUGCGGCACCUUGACAAUGUUCCUUGUAGCGCAAGAACAAUUGGAAUAAGAGUUUCUGAGUCAGAGCAUUUAAGUAGUGAAAGCUUGGUCGAGGAGAGUAAGCAGGAAGAGUCAGGGAGAGGAGAAAUACCCACACUCAAACGCUCAUCAUCUUACGACGAGGAUAGAGUGUAUACAGCGCCAGACUCUAGAAGGGAUAUGGAAAGCUUGGCCGAGUCGGGUAGUUUCAGAUGUCUCCCACAGACUAUCAAAAUGAUAUCAUGUAAGCAAUCCAGAAGUGGAACAGCAUUCUCCCCCAACUCUGAUGUCAGGUACAGCUCUAGUCAACAAGAACGUAGUACUGCAUCCUCACCACUUGGUUCAUCAAGAGGUGCAAGCAAUAGGAUGACUGACCCACUAGGUAAAUUAUCUUCAUCAAGGGGAGAGUCAUUCCAUGAGGAGAAGGACAAAAUGAUCAAGAUCGAAGAAAGGCUUGCUUCUGGAGCACGGGUUAUAAUCCAAUCUGCACCCUUGUGUGAAGAAAGUGAUGACAGCAUCGAAUCACUGGCACAACUUCUCACGACCGGCUCGGCACGAUGGAGGUCACUCACAUCACGUCCAACGCACAACGCCCGAGUCGGCCGCGCACCACGCUCGCCUCCAGUCGCUUCUAGCUUGGGUUGCCUGCCCCAAUCGAUUGCAUUGCAUGUCCAGGCUUCCGACCGAACGCACCUGUCAGGCUCGCUUGAACCUAGAUAUUGUCAGGCAUCGGCGACGGCGACACCGACCCGUGGAUUCCGAUGGCUCCAUCGAGCUCCCCGACCUCGGGCUGGGCACGUCCAUGUAUGUGACCCACUGCACUGAAUCUUCUUCUUACUUUGGUGACAUAGCAGGGACCCCAUUGUUGGUUUUGAAACGCUAGAUCGAUUCACCAGGACCAAACGUGCAAGCAGCUAGCACAGAUGGAUUGAUGAACAAUGCCACAUGCACAUGCACGCGUAGGUGAACCUGGGCUUUGCACUAGCGCUACAUCCGAUCGGUCGAUCACGAUGCCGUCGGCAGAACAUCUGCGUAACUUGGCGAUCGAUGGAAGAAACUCUGUUCGAUAGAUUGCAACAGGCUAGUCUCAAGCCU
Messenger RNA from Triticum aestivum (bread wheat), 2649 nucleotides. RefSeq names its product protein SOSEKI 3. Lineage: Eukaryota; Viridiplantae; Streptophyta; Magnoliopsida; Poales; Poaceae. Bases 271 to 2379 code for a protein of 702 amino acids. The transcript is spliced from 7 exons. The record is from RefSeq and is a predicted model, not a curated record.